Ambispora leptoticha is the source of this 723-nucleotide messenger RNA. NCBI's taxonomy places the organism in Eukaryota, Fungi, Glomeromycota, Glomeromycetes, Archaeosporales, Ambisporaceae. The record is from the annotation of a GenBank genome assembly.
AUGCCAAACACCACAUAUUUUUCUCCAACGGUCAAUGUACCACAAAUAAGACCGGAGCAAACUUCCAGAGGCUCGUACAUUACAAUUCACGGAAUAAAGGUGUACACUAUUGGACCACAAGUGAGAAAUGCUGUCAUAGUGGCACAUGAUAAAUUUGGACAAACGCCACAAAUGGAACAAAUUUGCGACAUGAUUGCUGGUCAAGGGUAUAAGGUUUUUAUGCCUUAUCUAUUCGGUGAUGAGCUUCCAUAUACGAGAGAGCGAGCAAUAAGAGAAAGUAGCAAACAAUGUUACGAAUGGUUCAUGGGUAUCGUAACAUCUGAAACCACGUUCGAGAGAAUCCACUUGAUUAUGAAGAAAAUCUUGACAACUCUACAAGGCCAAGGUUUCAUUCAUUUCGGAAUCUUCGGAGCAGGCGGUGGAGGAAAACUCGCCUCGAUUGCUGCUGCCGAGUGUGAUUUAUUCAGCGCGGCUGUAUUCGUUCAUACCCCUUGGUUUUCGUUGGCAGAUCUAAAGGAUAUAAGAUGUCCUGUAGCAAUACUUACUGCGGGGGAUUUGGAAGACAUGGCAACCAUCAAAUCAUUACAAAUGACGCCAUCAUCUUCCGUCAAAAAAUAUUUCCCUCACAUAAUGCUACACAUGCGAUUUCCAGAGAUGAAAUACGGUUGGGUUGGCUCGUUAGGCGACUGGACAAAUCCUUUUAUCGCAGAACGUACCACCGAA